This is a messenger RNA of Syzygium oleosum, 1222 nucleotides long. Its product is annotated as replication protein A 32 kDa subunit B-like. The record is from RefSeq and is a predicted model, not a curated record. Gene Ontology annotation, molecular function: DNA binding. NCBI's taxonomy places the organism in Eukaryota, Viridiplantae, Streptophyta, Magnoliopsida, Myrtales, Myrtaceae. Gene Ontology annotation, cellular component: DNA replication factor A complex; chromosome, telomeric region; site of double-strand break. The transcript has 10 exons. Gene Ontology annotation, biological process: nucleotide-excision repair; double-strand break repair via homologous recombination; DNA replication. Bases 91 to 942 code for a protein of 283 amino acids.
CGGAAUCGACACCUCAGUCGCUGUAGCUCUCUCGCGCACUCGAUCCCCUCCUACACCUAGGGCUUCGGAAGCCGCCGGCAUCCGGAGGCGAUGGCCAUGUUCGGAAGCCAGUUCGACGGCGCCGCCGCCUUCUCCGGCGGCGGCUUCAUGCCCUCCCAGUCCACCGCCCAGUUCCCCGCCGAUUUCUCUUCCGUCUCUCCCGCCAAAAGUCGUGACACCCAGUCUUUGCUUCCUGUGACGGUGAAGCAGAUAAACAAUGCCUUGGUAUCACAUGACGAAAAAAUCAAUGUCCUUAUUGAUGGUGUUGACGCGACUAAUGUGACUCUGUUGGGUAUCGUUUACAAUAAAGCUGAAAGAGUUACUGACGUUACCUUUUCCCUUGACGACGGGACAGGGCGGAUUGACUGUAAUAGAUGGAUCAAUGAACCUUUAGACACCAAUGAGAUGGAAGGAAUCCUGGAUGGCAUGUAUGUCCGGGUUCACGGACACUUGAAGAGCUUUCAAGGCAAAAGACAGCUCAAUGUUUUCUCUAUUAGGCCUGUGACUGAUUAUAAUGAGAUUGCGAGUCACUUUAUCGAGUGUGUCUAUGUGCAUGUAUAUAACACCAGGCUACAGAAAUCUCAAGUUGGGGCCGGCGUGCAGCCUCAGAUGACAAAUCCAAUUAUGAGCAACUCCAUGAAGCCACAUCCAGCACCCCCACCAAAUCAGUUACCUGGCCAGCAUAGCCUUGAUGGAUUUAGUCAGAAUGUCCAAGUGGUUUUGGAUUGCUUUCAUCGGUCUGAAAACCUGAGAUCGGAGAGGGGUGUACACAUCAAUGAUAUUGCUCAGCAAUUGAGUCUUCCAGUGGACAAGAUCAGGGAAGCUAUCCGUUAUUUGGAAGAGGAAGGUUUGGUUUACUCGACGGUUAACGACUUCCACUACAAAUCAACGACCAAUGCGUGAUGUCCAAGUUUUUUCCUCUAAAAAUAGCUUUCAGGAGAGACAUUCUGAAACAGUCUCCUACUGCUCUACUCUUUAGCAUGCCUGGCAGAGGGGGUAAAUGAUGUCCAAGUUUUUUCCUCUGAAACAGCUUUCAGGAGAGACAUUCUGAAACAGUCUCCUACUGCUCUACUCUUUAGCAUGCCUGGCAGAGAGGGGUAAAUGAAGGCCUACCUCUUUAGCUUGUUAUAAAGCCUUUUGUUCAACUUAUCUUUGUCAUGUACAUAGCGGGGCAUCUGGAAUU